AGGAGGCUGAUGAAGGAGGCCUAAACAAAUCAUCUAACCCUAACCCCGACACUCCUCAGAGUGACGCAUGUUUAACAUUACAAGAUCAGGAGAUGGAGGCAGCGGAGCAGGAGGUGGAGCACAGAGAGCAGGUGCGGAGAGGAAGACGGCGUUCCGGAGCACAGUCUUCCACAGCAGUCUGCUGUCCAGCUAAACCAGCCCUGAAGAGAAAGAGGUCUGACCAAGCUGAGCAUCCUGGGAAGGAAUUGCCAGCCCAAGAGGAGGACACCAUGAAAAGAGCAGAAGAUGACAGUGAGGUGACUGACGAGGCGUGGCAGGAGACAAGAGGAGAGCGAGGGGAGAGUGAGAGCCUUAAAGACUCUAUAGAGGAGAUGGAGGAAGAGGAAAAAGACGAACCUGUGAGGAAGACUCCACGCAGGGGCCGACCCUCAAAAAGUACAUCUGGUACAGAUGAAUCAGUGCUGGAGAAGAAGGAGGGAGGGGCGGAGACAGGAGAAGACGACGAGAAACAGGAAGAGGAGGAGACAAAGACGAGAGCCACGACGCGUGCCGCAUCCCGUCUGGAGGCUGAGAAAAAUAAACCAAGUAAGCCGUCAACCAGAGCUUUCAGCAGACUGGGUGGGAAGGAAGAGAUUUCACCCAACACACGAGCUUCUCGUGGUCAGGUCUCUGGAGCAGUGAAGGGUCGUAAGCGUGAGGUUAGCCCACCAACGUCCCGUACCCGUGCGGGCCACAGAGCCGAAGAGCCUCCGUCCAAGAGAACCAAGCGAUGAAGCAGGCCCUCUCAGUAAUAGACUCUCCUCCGUUUUGUUGUUGUUGUUAUUGUUGUUGUUGUUUUUAAUGGCAAUAACAUUCUUGGCACAAAGCCAAAUGGAUGGACUGGCUCUUUACUCAGAGCUGUGGAGAUAUUUCCCCAGGCAUGGAGACACAGUAACCCUCCCCCUCCCCCGAAGGUCGAUUUCCACAGUCCCUACAGUGUAAUAGGACAGACAGACAGGCUCCACGGUGCUUUUUCCAUCUGAGACUUUUACAGACUCAGAUACCAGUAACGACUAGGGUUAGUCAAAGAAUAGUCAGUAAAGCAAGCUGGGCCCUCAGAGUUAUAAAAACUUAUUGACAACUGCUUUGGGUAACUAAAGUCAUGCUACGUGAGCUAGCGUAGCCUGCUAGCUAGCAGCACCAUGUCCGUUUACCAGUCACCCUGCUUGGACCCUGAUCGUGUCCUCCCUGGCUAAGAAAGUGGCGCGUCUUCGCAUGCCUUCUUGUUGUAGGUGUAAUUCGCCCACAGUCCGCUGCGUUUGUCCAGAAAGUGUCGGAAAGUCAGAGAAUUCCAGAAAGAUCAAGAAUGUUGUAGCAGCUUCGUAAAAUAAGGAGGACGAGCAGUACCUUACACACACAGCGCCAGCAGCAUGGCCUGAUCACAUUGCCUCAGAAUGCUGUCUGUGUCUGAGAGCUUUUUAGGAAUUUUAGCUGUUUCAGAAGGAUUCUGAUUUCUGGCAGUAUUUCACCAAACACUUCACACCCGCCCUUUACCUCCCUCACUUAACACUGAACUUGAGGUCAUAGUCUCGCCGUCAUAGUCCAAACGUAAAGUACAAUAUACACUUAGCUUUGCAAAGUCUAAUAUUAACUUGGCUGUAGUUUUCACUUGUCUGCAUGUUUUGAUUUUUAUUUCCUUCUGAUCCUGUUGCCAUGGUCAACAGAAAGACACUCAUUCUGUGAAUGUAAAGAAUUCGACUGUUUCUUUUAACAUCGUUAGUUCUGAUCACAAAGGCCAGCGGGACCCUCAGCGUGCGCUGUACUUUUUAGUCGUAGUUUAAGAUGUUUAUAAGACGAUAAACGUUGCUGAUUUAUUACA
Molecule: messenger RNA, 1858 nt
Organism: Electrophorus electricus (electric eel)
Lineage: Eukaryota; Metazoa; Chordata; Actinopteri; Gymnotiformes; Gymnotidae
Gene: bod1l1
Product: biorientation of chromosomes in cell division 1-like 1
Source: RefSeq, a predicted model, not a curated record